AUGGGCUCCGUUGUUCUUAACCACGUGUCGUCGGAUCAUAUCGACAUGAUGGGCACUGUCAAUUCGGAUUCAGUCUAUUCUUGCGCCCCAUCUCACGAAUCGAGGUCAACAUCCUCCUCCAAUACCCCCACUUCUAUUGCCCCACCGGCCGUAGGCUCUGCCCGGCUUCCUGUGCAUGCGAAUGAUGUACCGGCUUACAUCAACUCUUCUCAACGCGCUUCCUCUCACACUCCCUUGACUUCGCGACCGCCUUCAAUGACGUCUCAUUCGGAUGCUUAUCCUCCCGACCCUUACUCGACACGUACCCCACCUACGCACCAGAGCCACUCGGCCAUGGCUGAGUCCAUGGCGGGCUCAUAUUCUAACCAGUCCACGCCGGACUCUCCGCGACUUCAACCUACAUAUCGGUCUAUGCAGUCUGUGCCAGGCUCCGAGGCCAAUUCACCCAGCCGUAUUCGCGUCCAAAGCUUAUCCCACAUCCAGAGCCUCGCCAAUGAGGAGUUCCUGGGUCCGAGCUCACACACUCCCAGAACUGGAUCGCAGCAACGACAAUAUGAGAUCAGCUCCAUGCCGGUCACGGAGAUAAUCGAGAUGGUCGCUGGACUUCUGACGAAAAUCACGACCACGAAUGAUAUGCAUCACGAACAUGUACAUCGCCACAUCCCGCCGCCCGAAGGCACUUCCAACCUCAGCCCGCAGGCUACCAGCGUACUCGCGUUCCAUGGCAAGAACGUCCCAAGCAUCACAAUUUUGAGCUACUUGACUCGUAUUCACAAAUACUGCCCGACCACUUACGAGGUAUUCCUAAGCUUGUUGGUUUACUUCGAUCGCAUGACCGAGCUGGUCAACCGUGGGCAGCUCGACCAUCUGCGCCAACGAUGGGACUCGGCCGAGGAAUCCGACCCUUCAUCUCCCUCCACUGAAUCCUCAGGGGCGCACCAGAUUCAGGAUUCACCCAUGGCAACCCCGCCUCGCUCAACCGGCCUCCCUGCGCAGGACUCGCAAGGAUCAAACGCUUCUGUUUCACCCGGUCUUUCGCCUCAGUCAGAUGCCGAGGCUCUUUCACAUUUCUUCGUUGUCGAUAGCUUUAAUAUCCACCGACUGGUCAUCGCCGCUGUGACCUGCGCGAGCAAGUUCUUUUCCGAUGUUUUCUACACCAAUUCACGUUAUGCAAAGGUUGGCGGUCUUCCACUAGUGGAGCUCAACCACUUGGAACUACAGUUCCUCCUCCUCAACGACUUCCGACUGGCCAUCACGGUCGAGGAGCUAGAGUCGUAUGGGACAAUGCUCGUAGAGUUUUAUGCACGGGAGGUUGUCGCCCAACAACAACAGCAAUAUCACCGAAGUCUUCCCCGAUCGAUCGAUCCCCCGGCCGAUGGAUACUCCGACUCAAUGUACAUGCGAUCCCGCGACAAGACUCGCAAUCCUGCAGAGAUCGGACAAACCCCAACACCACCAUAA
This is a messenger RNA of Penicillium paradoxum, 1461 nucleotides long. RefSeq names its product putative cyclin-dependent protein kinase complex component. Gene Ontology annotation, molecular function: cyclin-dependent protein serine/threonine kinase regulator activity; protein kinase binding. Gene Ontology annotation, biological process: regulation of cyclin-dependent protein serine/threonine kinase activity. The record is from RefSeq and is a predicted model, not a curated record. Bases 1 to 1461 code for a protein of 486 amino acids. NCBI's taxonomy places the organism in Eukaryota, Fungi, Ascomycota, Eurotiomycetes, Eurotiales, Aspergillaceae. Gene Ontology annotation, cellular component: cyclin-dependent protein kinase holoenzyme complex; nucleus. The transcript is spliced from 2 exons.